UGACCCACCUGAUGAAGCGCAUCCAGAGGGGCCCAGUCCGCGGCAUCUCCAUCAAACUGCAGGAGGAGGAGAGGGAGAGGAGGGAUAACUAUGUCCCCGAGGUUUCUGCCCUCGACCAGGAGAUCAUCGAAGUGGACCCAGACACAAAGGAGAUGCUGAAGCUGCUGGACUUUGGCAGCCUGUCCAACCUGCAGGUGACACAGCCCACGGUGGGGAUGAACUUCAAGACACCCCGAGGAGCUCUCUGAGUCCAUCCCUGUGUGUCGCUUUUCCAAUAAACCUGGGAAAACCA
This is a messenger RNA of Acanthisitta chloris (rifleman), 292 nucleotides long. RefSeq names its product ribosomal protein S17 (gene RPS17). Lineage: Eukaryota; Metazoa; Chordata; Aves; Passeriformes; Acanthisittidae. Gene Ontology annotation, biological process: translation. Gene Ontology annotation, molecular function: structural constituent of ribosome. The coding region runs from base 12 to 248 and encodes 78 amino acids. Gene Ontology annotation, cellular component: ribosome. The transcript has 3 exons. The record is from RefSeq and is a predicted model, not a curated record.